Messenger RNA from Cylicocyclus nassatus, 2364 nucleotides. Lineage: Eukaryota; Metazoa; Nematoda; Chromadorea; Rhabditida; Strongylidae. The record is from the annotation of a GenBank genome assembly.
ACGAAAUGAGCUGGCUGCAAGUUGGUCAGAGGGUUUACGUAAUAGAGAGGGAGGCCAGACAUGCUGAGAAACUUCAUGAGUACUCGCACCUGUCGUGGGACUCAAUUUAUAACGUCAUGACCUUAGGCAGAAUCGGAAGCAUAACAGAUAUAUCGGACGAUUGGCAGACCGUCGUUGUUCGCUUUUAUCUCUGGUCUAGAAGUGACGAGUAUGGGAUUUACAGCGAGAGUCAGCUGAUGGCUGUCGAUGUUGCUUGGCAUGCUCAAGCACUUCGACCUUUGUAUAAAAUUCAUUUUGAAGUGGGGGACCAUGCCGUGCUUGAACAGGAGGACGACGGACAACUAGAGGUGCAUUUUGUAACAAUUCGAUCAGUGAUCAGCUCAAAUGGCGAUGAUCAGUUGUUCUGUUUGGAAGCGCCAGGGAAACAGACGCUUUUCUGGAGUCAAGAAGAUAGGGCGUCGGACGCUCUCCUGCCUAUUUAUACAGACAGCACAUUCGGCUGCCUCUCCCAAGUAUUUCGAGAAUAUAAUGAUCCUCCAGUGGAUACAUCAGCUUCACGUCUUCUGCAUGGCACUCUGUCAGCUACUGAGGGCAAUCAAAUGAUCGCAGCUAUCUCAAAUUGGAACAAAAGCGAUGGUGGCCCAUCCCAUUUUGCUAUGACUGCACAAAAUCAUUUCGAUCAGUUGAAUAGCGUAGCUGAAAAUGGCUGCACACCACUGAUGUGUGCCGUUAUCGAUGGGAACUGGACAGCUACGGUAGCACUACUAUCACUUGGUGCUCAACGAGAUGCAGCAGACGCUAACGGGAAUACGAUAUUGCACAUGGCAGCAGAAAGAGGCCAUGUGAUGAUUUUGGAAGGCUUGUUGAUGUUCCUCGGUAGCGAAGUGAACAGACCAAACUCGGAUGGCGAUACCCCUAUGCACCUGGCCGCUAGAGGACAGCAUGCUGCCUGUCUGGAUCGACUUUUGAAUACAAAUCACCUUCACAGCAAUAUACAGAACGCCAGCGGUGAUAGUCCAAUGCACAUCGUAUGUGCUCUACCCGAAUCACCAACAAAAAUCGCAAUGGUUGGACGAUUGCUGGCAAAUGCUAGGCUUAAUCUUCAUCUAUACAAUGAAGAUGAGCUUACUCCUGUUCAUAUUGCUAUAUCCAAGGAUUACUACAAAACUAUGGAACUGAUUAUGCAAUCGAGACCACAACAGCUUAACGCGGAUACCGGAAAUGGAUUUCCACCAUUAUUGUUGGCAGCUUUUUACGGGCGAAGAAGGUGUACAGAAUCACUGAUUGAGCUCAACGCGGAUGUCAAUCGUUUCUCAAAACUCGGCCGAACAGCGCUUCAUUUGGCCUUGGAAACAUGGCAAGGAUCCGUAGACAAGGAUAUGGACAGACUAGCUUGCGUGCAGGCCCUAGUUCAAGCCGGCUGCCCUCUAAACGCUCAAGAUUGUGACGGUCAGACUGCGCUACAUCUCCUAGUCAGGGAACUGAACCGUUUAACGCAAACUUCGCGUGAAUGUAACGUUGGCGAUCUGCCAAACAGUGUUUUCUUUACGAUAAACACCUGCAGUGAUCUGAUAAAUAUGAAUCUUCACGACAUCGCAAGUCGAGUGCGUCCACAUUGGCAGCUGGCUUGCCUCUGCUAUCUGGCUGCAUGUGGAGCAGACAUUACCUUAACUGAUAGACUUGGAGUAUCCGUUCUCGAUGGAUGUUUGGAUGAGCGAAUUCGCGAUUUGAUUACAGACAUUGCCGAGAAGAGGCCCAGGUCAUGCCUCCCUAUGACAAAAGCCACAUUCGUCGAGUUUGAUCCUUCUGGAGUCACUAUGUGCACAUUCAACUGUGAGGACUCUCAAGCUGACGUCUGCUUUGUCCCAUGUGGGCAUCGAGUCGUUUGCAAGGAAUGCGCAAGAAAUACUCCACUCAGAAGGUGUCCAUUGUGCUACCAGUUGAUUGCAAAAGCUAUCUCAGACGGUGUAGAAAUCCAGAUUGGAUCCGCAUUGCAGAAGAAUACUACCGUUUCUGAAGAAGAGCAACAUCAUAUCUUGGCUGAGGAAGAGAUUGAAAGAAUAACGGCAGCAGCAGCCAAGCAGGCGAAACUGGAUGCUGAGAAAGAAAAACUGCACGAGCUGGAAGAACUGCGCGAAAAGCUGGCCCAGUUAGAAAUGGAAACUUCAUGCACUAUAUGCAUGGAUGCAAGGCCUAGUAUCGUCUUCAAUUGCGGACAUACAGCAUGUUCGGAUUGCACUCCAUUGCUGAAGUCUUGCCAUAUCUGCCGUCAACCAAUCACCAAAAAACAAACGCUCUAUGCGUAGAUUCAAGUUUUUUUCCCAUUAUCUCUUGCAUCCAACAGUAUUUCUGGUCCAAGCGUUC